Archocentrus centrarchus (flier cichlid) is the source of this 2421-nucleotide messenger RNA. Its product is annotated as rho-related GTP-binding protein RhoB. Lineage: Eukaryota; Metazoa; Chordata; Actinopteri; Cichliformes; Cichlidae. The record is from RefSeq and is a predicted model, not a curated record. Gene Ontology annotation, molecular function: GTPase activity; GTP binding. The transcript has 2 exons. Gene Ontology annotation, biological process: small GTPase-mediated signal transduction. Bases 303 to 893 code for a protein of 196 amino acids.
GAACAAAACAAGCGACUGGCAUGGAUGUUGUAAGAGCUUGUAAGAGCAACACUGCUAGACGGUGAUCUCACCUCCCCAUUUCCGAUUGGAUUGCUAUAUUUAGGAAAACGCCCUAUGCUUUAUAAAGAGAUUGCUGUAGUUUGUGGCAAAGGCUGUGGAGUUAGAAGAAAGGACAGGCUCGCAGGACGAGUUUGACCAGCGUCUAUUUCAAGUAUAAAAAGUGCUGGAGUUGACAGGACUACAGAUUACAACUGCAGGUUUUGGACUGAGCCGCGCCUGAGAGAGAACUAGGAAAGGCAGCCAUGGCAGACAUACGAAAGAAACUUGUCGUGGUGGGAGACGGUGCGUGUGGGAAAACAUGUCUACUGAUAGUAUUCAGCAAAGACGAGUUCCCCGAAGUGUACGUCCCGACUGUGUUUGAGACAUAUGUGGCGGACAUAGAAGUGGAAAACAAGCAAGUCCAACUGGCUUUGUGGGACACAGCCGGACAAGAGGACUACGACCGGCUGCGACCACUCUCCUAUCCGGACACCGACGUCAUUCUGAUGUGCUUCUCAGUGGACAGCCCGGACUCGCUGGAAAACAUCCCUGAAAAGUGGGUCCCUGAAGUCAAACACUUUUGCCCGAAUGUACCCAUCAUAUUAGUGGCCAACAAGAAGGAUCUACGCAACGACGAGAACGUGAGGAACGAGCUGUCUCGGUUGAAGCUGGAGCCAGUGAAAACAGAGGAUGGCCGGGCCAUGGCCAUGCGCAUUGGCGCAUAUGACUAUUUGGAGUGCUCAGCUAAAACCAAGGAGGGGAUUUGGGAAGUAUUUGAAACGGCAACACGAGCAGCUUUACAGAAACGUCAAACAAACCAGGAUGGCUGUUUGAAAUGCUGUGUUUUGAUGUGAACUGACUGUCGGUGGGGAGGUGGGGGUAACUGAGAAGCGCAAGACGAGACGUUUCCUCCGGGGUCUGUGUCUGGAUAUGUGAGGGCAGUGACCGUUGUUUGGACACUCCCUUGAAGUCUGAUGCCUUUGCUUGACUGCAAACAAAGCUGAUUGGAACACACGAAUAUCAACUGAUAUCGGGGUGUUUGUUGGGGGGAAAUGCACUGGAUACAGCAUGUUCUUUUUGGGUCACGUGAUCCCAGUCUGACUGGUAGAGGGUUAAAAAGAAAACCACAAACCGUUUGAUUUCAGUGGGCUACUUUUUAUUUUAUUUUUUUUUAAAUCCCCUUCUGAUGUGGACGUGGCCUUUCAAAGGCCUGCUGAAGAGCCAAGAUUACACUGCUCUUUUUUUGUGUGUGUGUUUUAGAAGUUUGCGUAGGUCGCAGCCUUAUUGCCAAGGUUAUACUUUGUAACAAGCAAAGCAAAAAAAAAAAAAAGCAAAAAGCAAAACAAAAACAAAUGCACUGUUAUUUUUAUUAUGGCAUGACUGAAGUUUGACCUUGCACCGCACCUGGAUGCUGCAGCAACUCCUAAAAAGCUUGGUAAAACUACAAGUCAUUGCCAGUUUGUUCUGUAUAGGUUUUUGUGGUGGUUUAGGGCACUUUGGAAAAGACAUUUCAUAGCUCAAGUUUACAAUUAAGUUUUUUUUCCUGGUGUUUGUUAGUUAGAGCACACCUAAAAAGUGUUUUUUUGAUCCCACAGUAUUACAUUUUCUUUUCUUUUUUUAAUAAUUUUAUUAAAUUAUGAAACCAGUCAAAUUUUACUCUAGGUUUACAAAAAUACACAUGGGCCAGUCUUGAAAAGGGCUAACCACAAUGUCUUGUAGUUUUGCAGGUUUUCAGGCAAAGCCUCUGUCACAGUUAAGUGGACAGACACUUUAUGCUUUUUCUUUCUUUUUUUUUUUUUAAAGUUUGCUAAGCAUGCUUUUACCACAGGUUAUAUCUUCAGCUGUGAUUAUUGGCUAGUUUAUACAAAGACACUGUCCUCUGCACAUAGAUUUCUGUACAGCUCACCUGAACAGCAUCUUUUAAAGCACAUACAGUACUACAGUCCAUCUCCCUCAGGCUCUCUGCUCUGUCAAAGACUUGGAAAAAAAACAAAAAACAGCUUGAAAUCUUCUGUUUAGGUACAGCUUCGUUUACAGCGAUGCAGACAGUAUUGCUCACAGAGGAUUAAGCAUGUGAGAUGGUUUGGCAUGUGAGCUUUGUAAAGGGCGUUUUCUCAGAAAGUGUCAUGAAACUGCUGUUUGUGACCCAACCUAUGGGGGAUUAAACCAUAUGAUGGCAACACUUUAUUGGAAGUUUUUCAUGCAAUCCUAUUAUUAGCACACUUACGUAAUAGUUACACACACUUAAACAAGAGGGUUUCCCUUUAACUAAUACAUGAGAAAAAGUCAAAUGUGAAGUACUAAUGCUUUAUGAAGGUGUAUAGAGCUGUUAAACAGAAUUAAUAGUUGAGAAAGACACAAUUUUUUUUUUUUUUUUUUUUU